CACAUGUAUUAUUUUGUUUACGUUUUGUUAUAACUGCCCAGUGUAAAUAUUGUUGGUGUCAGUUUUCAUAAUUUUGUUUCUAUAACGACUAAGUAUAUUAAUAAAUAAAUAAAUUUAAUUUUGUUAAUUGAUAAAUAAAUUGAUUUUUGAGAAAUUGUUUUUGACGUAUUGUUAAUUUUGUAUGUGGGCUGUAUGUGUAUAAGAAUUUCCCAAAGUUGAAAACAAGUUGUAUUUUACAGCAUGUAAACAAAACUUCAGUACAAGCCAGAACGAGGACGAGGCAAAGAGCAAGUACGAGCUCGACGUCAACGCUGCACUUGACGUUUGUUUAAAACUGAGUUAUUCUGAAAGUCUGAAAUUGAGGUCACUUCUAUCGGCAGAAAAAUGGCAGAAUCACUUGGAAAAAUUGGGUAUUCGGAGAAUUCUAAUUCUUUUAUUAAAACUGAGAAAAUAGAAUUACCUGAUGAUCCAAUAAUUGAUAACCCAACCGAAACAAUUAUGGUUAAACUGGAAAUUCAUCAACCGUAUUCUCUUGCACCAUCAUCAAGUCAUUCCGAUGAAACAGUCGCAAUAUCACGUUUACCUUUAAUAAUUGCUGAAAGCAAACAAAAGUUAGAAACCAGACCAAAGGAAAUGCAAAAUAAUCCUGACCGAAUAGAAGCGUUAUCAGUUGCAGCUGAAUAUAUGCAGAAUGAUUGUGCUAUAAAAAAAGAACCGAAGUUUGAAAAUGAUCCUGAUGAAAAAAUAAAAUCAUCACGUGUACCAUUAACACAUGCUGAGCGUCAACGAAAGUACCGUGCUAAACAAAAAGAAAAACAUAAACUUCAAAUUAAUUCUGACGGAAUGGUAGCAUUAACACCUGCAGCUGAGUAUAUGCGGAAAUAUCGUGCUAAAAAAAAAGAACAGAGGCUUUUAAAUAAUCCUGAUGGAAAACUAGCCUUGUCAUUUGUACCUAUGACAAAUGCUGAGCGUCAGCAAAAGUAUCGUGCUAAACUAAAACAAAAAAACGAAUUUGAAAACAAUUCUAACGGAAUGGAAGGUUCAUCACCUGCCGCUGAAUACAUGCGAAACUAUCGUGCUGAAAAAAAGAAACAACAAAUUCAAAAUAAUCCCCAAGAAAUAUUAAAAUCAACACGUGUACCAUUAACACAUGCUGAGCGUCAACGAAAGUACCGUGCUAAACAAAAAGAAAAACAUAAACUUCAAAUUAAUUCUGACGGAAGAGAAGUGUUAUCAUCUGCAGCCGAAUACAUGCGGAAAUAUCGUGCUAAAAAAAAAGAACAAAAGCUUCAAAACAAUCGUGAUAAAAAACUGGAUUUACCAUCUGUGCCUUUGACAACUGCUGUACGUGUACGAAAUUAUCGAGCUCGACAAAAAUCAAAAUCAGUCAGUGAAUCUGAUAAUUUUAAUUCUAAUCAUUUUGUAGCAUUAAAUAUCGAAAAUUUCGAUUUGAAUGAUUCUGAUUUAGAUGAUAAAAACUUUUUUGAAAAUAGCUCCUUAGAGAGUGGAGAUUCUGAUAAUGAUAAUGAUGAUGAUGAUGAUCCUCUAAGACUUACUCCAGUCUAAAAGACUCUUGCAAUUAUUCACGAUGUAAAUCAGUUAAAAAAAAAUUGUUAAAAUAGUCUCAAUAAAUUCUGUUUAUAAGUCAAACUCAUUAAGAGAGCUCUAAAGUACCUGUAAUUACAUGUAAGAAUUUUAUAUUAUUUUAUUAAUAAAUUUUCGUAUAUCCUUCUAUUAUAAAAAGGACACUUGACCGCUAUUUAUUC
Aphidius gifuensis is the source of this 1766-nucleotide messenger RNA. Its product is annotated as MATH and LRR domain-containing protein PFE0570w-like. Lineage: Eukaryota; Metazoa; Arthropoda; Insecta; Hymenoptera; Braconidae. The record is from RefSeq and is a predicted model, not a curated record. Bases 385 to 1566 code for a protein of 393 amino acids. The transcript has 2 exons.